AUGAAUCCGAUUAAGUACUUCUUUGAGAAGCCAACAUUGACAGAAAUGGUGGCCAGAUGGUUGUUGUUGUUGUCAGAAUUUGACAUAACAUCUGUCAACCAGAAAUUCAUAAAAAGACGAGUGAUCUCGGACUAUCUAGCUGCGUACCCAAUCGGGGUAGAUUCACAGCCACUAGAAGACUCAUUCCCAGAUGAGGAUUUGGCAUAUGUGGAGGAAGAAGACUGUGAAGACUGGUGGCAAUUGUACUUUGACGGUAUAGCCAAUCAAAGAAGAUAUGGGGCAGGAAUAUUGUUGAUAACCCUAGAUGAUCUCUAUCUACCAUCUUCAUUCUGGCUAGAAUUCCCUUGCACUAACAACAUUGUAAAAUAUGAAACAUGUGCGAUCGAUCUUGAAGCUGCCGUAUCAUUAGAGAUCAAGAAACUGAGAGUCUAUGGGGACUCGUUAGUCGUGAUUUGUCAAACUCAAAGGAAGUGGAAGACGAAGGAUGAGAAGCUGAAGCCCUACCAAGAACAUUUGGAGAACUGGAUCAAAAGCUUCAAAGAGAUCACCUUCGAGUAUUUGCCAAGAGACAAUAAAAGAUUCGUCGACGCCCUAGCUACCUUGGCUUCAAUAGUUGAAUGCACCCCAGAUACUCAAGUCUUCCCAUUCUUGGUCGAUAGGAUGUAUGAACCGGCAUAUGAAGACUCAAUAAAUACUCUGACAACCGAUGGGAGGUUGUGGUUCGCAUCCAUCAUCAAUUUCAUCAAAGAAAAGAAAUAUCCUCUGAAUUCCAUAGCCGGUGAAGAGAAGAGGUUGCAGAAGCAAGCCGCACAGUUUAUACUUCAAGGCGACCUGUUAUACAAGAGGUCUUAUGAUGGCAUACAACUACUAUGUGUAGACGGAGACCAAGCCCAGAUGAUCAUGGAAGAAACCCAUUAG
Messenger RNA from Telopea speciosissima, 918 nucleotides. RefSeq lists its product as uncharacterized. Gene Ontology annotation, molecular function: nucleic acid binding; RNA-DNA hybrid ribonuclease activity. Bases 1 to 918 code for a protein of 305 amino acids. The record is from RefSeq and is a predicted model, not a curated record. Lineage: Eukaryota; Viridiplantae; Streptophyta; Magnoliopsida; Proteales; Proteaceae. The transcript has a single exon.